Messenger RNA from Arabis nemorensis, 897 nucleotides. The record is from the annotation of a GenBank genome assembly. NCBI's taxonomy places the organism in Eukaryota, Viridiplantae, Streptophyta, Magnoliopsida, Brassicales, Brassicaceae.
AUGGAAGAGUUAUCUGUUUCUUAUAGUUACACGGAUCAAAGUAAAUUCACCACCGCAGUUCAAAAUAUCAAAGGAGAAGCAAGGUAUUGGUGGAAUUAUAUCAACAAGAUGCGAAGAAGCUAUAAGCAAACACCCAUCACUUCGUGGACUGAAAUGAAGUGGCAUAUGAGGAGAAGAUUUGCACCAGGAUAUUGUAACAAACCAGUUCAAAACUUUUGCCACCAAAGUCACACCAAGAGGCACAAUCAUGCCGCACAAGCCCACAAGCAUCCGGAGCACGUAACCAACCCAAGGGCAAACGGUGCCUUGUUGUUUAAGGAGGUGAAAACAGAAUCCAAACAGAGCAACAUAUCUACCAAGCAAGUCAUGAUACAUCCACAAGCUGUAGCUCAAACUUCUAAGCCAAGUUCAAAGUCAUUUCUUGAACUAGAUAGAAAAGCCACCGAAGGUUCCUCUAAUCUGAUGAAUUCAAUUGAUAAGAUGAGUUAUAGGUGUCACAAAGGAGGUCAUUUUACAUUAACAUGCUCAACUAGGCAUUUGUUUAUUCCCAAAUCAUUAGAACUAAAAACAAAUGACCUUAAGGAAGAUGAUAAUCUAGUUAAAAGUGAUUUUAAAUUUCCAAAUGCUAGUGUAAUACACUUGUCUUUGUCAGUAGAUGUUGAGACAGGUCUAGGUGCAAUGGAGAAGCAUGUGGUUGAAGAAGAGAUUAUGUAUGCACAAGGACCAGACCUGAACCAAGAGACAUUAAUCGUGGAGCCCAAGUCUUAUGGAGAUGAAAAGCUUAUCGAGGAGAACAAACUAGACCAGAAAUCAACACAAGGAGAUUUCAAACCCUUUCAGCUCGAAUCAACCAACCAGCAGCAUGACAGAGGGAGUCCUCUCGUGCUUGCUGAUUAA